CUGGCAGCAGCAACACGUAGUAGACGGUAGCACCGCGACGAGGACGCACACGGCUCGUACACGUUGGCUAGUACUCGGUAGACUCGGUUCAAGCCACAGUUACUCGGUCCGGUGGCGCAGUCGCGUUACGCGUAUAAUAUUUUUUCGUAUCUCCGACCGCUACCAGAGCAUAGUCACCACUACACCACCACCACCACCACUACACCAUCGUCGCCCGUUACCACCACCUGCAUCGUCGAGCGUGUCACACACGCGUAACGUCAGCAGGACCGCCGAGCAUCGCGAGUUGCCCCUGGAAGAUAAGUUGCAGAAUCCAAGGUUUCCCAUCCACGAGACAGCGCGAGAAUGAAGCUGUGGUGGAGUUUGGCGCUGGUAGGUGUCACCCUGUUGAUGAUCGUCGUCAACGUCAAGGCGGAGUCCGAUCUCUGGGAGGAGGACGACAAAGAGGUUCUUGUGCGAACCGUUCGCGGCACCAAAGAACGGGCAUCCGGCAGCACCGCGUCGUGCAAAUACUCGAAGAGUCAAUGGUCGGAUUGCGACCCGAAAACCAACACACGAUCCCGUACUCUGAACCUUAAGAAGGGCGACAAGUCCUGCGAGCAGACCAAGACCAUCGAGAAGAAGUGCAAGAAAGCUUGCCGAUACGAAAAGGGCACGUGGAGCGGAUGCGCGAAUCAGCUGAUGACGAGAGUGGACAAUUUGAAGGUGAACAGCGAUUCCGCCUGCGAGAAGACGCGCCGGCUCACAAAGAGGUGUAAACCGGAGACCAAUACCAAGAAGACCACCAAAGGUGAACGAUCGAAUAAGAAGUCGGGUAAGCAGUAAGUUGGUGAAGUCGUCGAUCAGUCACUCGAUGAGUGCGCAGCAAAGUUUCGACAACAGGCAACGAAAAUACAAUCUUGUCUUUUUGACGUGAAACUUUUUAAUUUUCAAAUAAAUACUGUUUAGCGUGAGCGUAAUCGAACGAAACAACAACCGACAGCAGGAAAGAAAAAUUCUGCGUUCGAAAGUUUACUGACGGUGAUCGUAAUUCGAAGGAAAAUCGUUUUCAAACGCUAUCUAGAAAAUAAUCGAGAAAGCAACGCGCGAUAUAGUAUUCGCGUAACAAUUCCCGAUACUGUAUUCUCUCGAGCGUUGCUGUUGGCGCGUAUCCGUUCGUCGGUAAUGGUUAUCGACAAUACGUGUUAGAUGUUUUCAGAAUCACUUCCAUUAUGCGUGGCCAAAUGUCAUUAGUCGCGAUGCGGGCGUGCUAAAGCGUAUAGGUGAACCUGAUAAUGCUCUUCUUAGCGGUUCCGCCGACGCUGAAAUUACUGUGUACCGAUUUACGUGUGAAUAUUGAACCAUAACCUCGAAACAGUAGCGCAGCGAGGUCGGUUACUUUUUUUCCUCUUUCGAAGCCAAGCAUAAAGCGUUGUUACGUGUAAAUAAAUAAUCGGCAAAACGUAUGACUAACAAGGCAAACUUUGUCCCCCCCCCCAAAUGUAUCUAAAAAAAAAAAAAGAAAAGGUAAUUUUGCGAAUUCACGUGCGUUCCGACACACCGUGCUACUGUCUCGACGAUCGAUUUAAAAAAAAAAAGAAAACUUCUAGUUUCAUGAAUAUUACGACUGCCGUUGAGAUCCUGUAUGAAAGAUAUUCUCGCUAGAAUAUACAUCGUUGGAGAUCCAUUCGAGUUUUCAGCGUUAAUACGAUUUAUCCACUGUAGGGCGCGUAGAAAUCCCCCAAUUAGAAAAUAACGUGUAGCGUAUCAGGAAAGAAAAAAGACGGUCGUACGAUCUCUGUGUGUUUUAAGAUGUUCAUUAACUUUGUCUUCCUCUGGUUAAAAAGGAGAAAAAAAAUAAAGAUGGCGUCGAUUGCGAGCGUUCGGUAGUUAGUUUUGAAUCCAUUGAUUUUUCGUUUCACGCACACUCCUUAUCGUAACGGUUGUUUUCAAGCUGACACUUCGGUUCCCUUUCAUCGACAUGCGGUGUUUACACUUAAAACCAGGUACAAUGUUUGUGGAUAAAGAUAUAUUCUCUCGAUUUUUCGCAUAGGUAAUAAAAUACAGUGUUUGAUGUUAACUACAUAUGUCCUUGUACGCAUCCAACGGUUUCUAAACUUUUCGGACGUUUCAUUGGUACUCGACCGCCGGUGUCGACGGUACGUUACAAAGUUUUAAUCGACGAUGCUGAUGAGAGAAACGAAGAAACGCGACUUUUCUACGAACGAGAUAGAUGAUAAUAAUUUUUGAACGUUAAAGAAGAACGAAUCGGAAAAUGUUUGUAAAUCUGUAAACGGAAGACUCUGAAACGAUUUUGUCGUGUCCCUAAGUUUGGGAACCGCUGCCUUAUAUAAUAAGUACGAUUUGAUAAUUACUACCAUUCCUCCGAUAUUGUAUUAACGAUCCCUCUCAACAAGACGUAUCCCUUUGCGUAAAAAAAAAAAAAGAAGAAGAAACGUCGCUAUAUACAGUUGUUAUAUGUGUCUCGUAUUAUCUCUGAAUGGAAAAGUUAAAAUAAUAACGAAAGCCAAAUGAGCAUGAAAAUCAAAUGAACAUAACGGAAAAGUGUCAAGCGUCUUCGUAGAGCCGGGACGCUGAUAUUAAUUAUUGGGACUCGUCCCUACGAGACGUUCCAUUGAAACUAUAGAAAUCAAACCUUUCCCCAGAUACAAGAUUGUAUUUGUUUUUAAGUCUAGAUGUAUACAAAAAAAAAACCAAAAAAAAAAGAAGUAUUCCGUUUAAAUAAAGUCAGCUGAUCCGGGCUACGAUACCGAGUGCACGCGAUAAGUCCGUGUACGAACGUUCGACGAACGCGACAUACAUGGAUUUGAUGGUGGUGUUGGUCGGUAUCGAUGAUCGUAGCUAGAUUACGUAUAUACACCAUAUCAUCAUUACGCAUAAAAUGAAGGUAAAAACUAAUCUAUCGAUAGGGUAAGGAUAGCAUUGUCUACGUUCUAUGGUCUCUUCUAAUUACUAUCAUUAAACGUCUACUAAGCAUAAUUAUUAACACUGCUUCAUCCUCUCUGUGUGGAACUCGAUGGAAGUUCUCCGUGUUUUAACUGCAUUGUAACAUAGCAGAACGAUAGAAGAAAAUACGCUACUAAUUAGAGGUUAACCGUCUUCUUAAUGCGAGGAAAGUUUCAUGGUAAAUGGAGAAGCGUUUAAUUGCUUUUUAAAUUUGAUCCAUCGCUGUUCUCGCAACGUAAUAAAAAAAAAAUGCCUUCGCAACGGUGGUGACGGUCGUUCCGAUCGUGUCAUUUAAAAGUUUUUUAAUCAUCGACCAUAUUUGAUAGUUUUUAAACUCGUUAGCAGAAUCGAAUCGUCGCGAAGAGAGAUUUUGUUCGGUGUUUUUUUUCGUUGGACGAGUUUCUUGCUGCAGAUCCAUAAUUCGCGAUUGCGUUUGGUUGAUUAAGAAAAGGCUCGCGGGAAAGAUGCAUUGGUAGAAAGUACGUCGAAGGUUUUUAGUUGCUUAGGCAAUCGAAUCAAAUUACACAUUUCCCAAAUCAAAUAUCUCGUAGUUCGUGGAAAAUCGUCAGUGAUUUAUUUACAAGCUGAUGUUAUAACUGAACGCAGAAAUUGUAUAAUGUAUCUACUUAUUAAAUAAUUGUGUAAC
Messenger RNA from Colletes gigas, 3592 nucleotides. RefSeq lists its product as uncharacterized. The coding region runs from base 346 to 825 and encodes 159 amino acids. Lineage: Eukaryota; Metazoa; Arthropoda; Insecta; Hymenoptera; Colletidae. Gene Ontology annotation, molecular function: growth factor activity; heparin binding. The transcript has 5 exons. The record is from RefSeq and is a predicted model, not a curated record. Gene Ontology annotation, biological process: mesoderm morphogenesis. Gene Ontology annotation, cellular component: extracellular region.